AAAAAAUCUCAAUCAACUAUAUGGCAACUACUAGAUCAAAAAAUGUUAUCCCACUAAAGCUUCUAAUUGAUACAAAAGAGAAAAGGGUUUUGUUUGCUGAAGCUGGAAAGGAUUUCACUGAUUUUCUCUUCUCUCUUCUGUCUAUGCCUGUUGGUACCAUCAUAAGGCUCUUGUCUACUAAGGGCAUGGUUGGUACCUUGGGAAAACUCUAUCAAAGCUUAGAGAACCUAAGUGAGACUUACAUCCAAACUAAUGUGGAUAAGGAUAUCCUUCUUAAGCCAAAGUCUUCUGCCCUAGGACAAUCUUCAACUCAUCUCUUGUUGACUAAUGAAGAUACCACUUCUCAUGUGAAAGUGUUUUACUCUUGUGGUAAAACUUUUGGUAGUAAUUAUUACUCAUCUAGUACAUGUCCUUGUCAUAACAAGUAUGUAUCUGAUGAUCCGACAACCAUUUGCCCUAGUUGUGGAAGUUUGGUCAAUAAGGUUCUCACUUUUGUGCCACCCCCAAAAUAUGCCAAAGUGGGAGGAUCAUCAUCUUCUGGGGCUGAGGUGGAAGGUGGGUUUGUGAAAGGAGUGGUUACUUAUAUGAUUAUGGACGAUCUUGAAGUGAAGCCAAUGUCUACUAUCUCUAGCAUUGCUAUGCUUAACACUUUCAAUGUGAAAGAGGUUGGUGCUCUUCAGGAGAAGACCGUUUCUGUUGGCAUCAAUGAGGGUUUGAAGUUGUUGAAGGCUUCUCUUCAGACUAAAAUGGUUCUUACUGAUGUGUUCUUGAAGAAAUGA
This is a messenger RNA of Cannabis sativa, 779 nucleotides long. RefSeq lists its product as uncharacterized. NCBI's taxonomy places the organism in Eukaryota, Viridiplantae, Streptophyta, Magnoliopsida, Rosales, Cannabaceae. The record is from RefSeq and is a predicted model, not a curated record. Bases 21 to 779 code for a protein of 252 amino acids. The transcript has 2 exons.